Molecule: messenger RNA, 1065 nt
Organism: Thamnophis sirtalis
Lineage: Eukaryota; Metazoa; Chordata; Lepidosauria; Squamata; Natricidae
Gene: IMP4
Product: IMP U3 small nucleolar ribonucleoprotein 4
Biological process (GO): rRNA processing
Cellular component (GO): Mpp10 complex; small-subunit processome; nucleolus
Molecular function (GO): rRNA primary transcript binding; snoRNA binding
Source: RefSeq, a predicted model, not a curated record
UGGGAACCGACGUCAAGGGCGGAAGUGAUUGAAAGAAAGUAAAUCGUAACGUGGUCGAGUCGGGGAAUCUAGGGGAGAUCAUGUUGCGUCGGGAAGCUCGUCAGAGGCGGGAGUAUCUUUACCGUAAAGCUCAAGAAGAAAAACUCCGGACUCUCCAAGAAAAGAAAGAAAAAAUUAAAAAGGCUCUGGAUGAGAACUGCCUGAUUCCCACAGAACUUCGGAAAGAAGCCCUAGUCCUCCAGAAAGCGCUGGAGUUUGAUGAUGGAGGGGCAGAAGGAGUAACGAGUCAUGUGGAUGAUGAAUACCGCUGGGCUGGUGUGGAGGAUCCCCGUAUUAUGGUUACCACCUCCCGUGACCCCAGCUCCCGCCUCAAGAUGUUUGCCAAAGAAGUGAAGCUAGUUUUCCCUGGGGCCCAGCGAAUGAACCGAGGCAGGCAUGAGGUGGGUGCUUUGGUCCGUGCCUGCAAAGCUAACGGGGUCACCGACCUGCUGGUGGUGCAUGAGCAUAGAGGGGUGCCAGAUGGACUCAUAGUUAGCCACCUGCCUUUUGGUCCCACUGCCUACUUCACCCUCUGCAAUGUGGUCAUGCGCCAUGAUAUCCCAGACAUUGGCACCAUGUCAGAAGCCAACCCCCACCUCAUCUUUCACAAUUUCACGUCUCGUCUUGGACAGAGGGCCACUAGUAUUCUCAAGUACUUGUUUCCAGUACCUAAAGAAGACAGCAAACGAGUCAUCACCUUUGCUAACAAAGACGACUAUAUCUCCUUCAGGCACCAUGUCUACAAGAAGACUGACCAUCGGAAUGUAGAGCUCUCUGAGGUCGGGCCAAGGUUUGAAAUGAAAUUAUAUAUGAUCAAACUGGGAACGUUGGAGCAAGAGAACACCGCUGAUGUGGAGUGGCGCUGGCAUCCUUACACCCACACAGCCAAGAAGAGAAAAUUCCUCAGUGUUGAGUAGCAGUGCCUCAAAACUGCCACCUUCUCAUCAAAGAAGCAGACUGUAAUGUUGGACCUUACAUGAACUGGAUUCUUCAAGCUUGCUUCAUAAAUACAAUUUUUUCUUUCUU